Branchiostoma floridae (Florida lancelet) is the source of this 898-nucleotide messenger RNA. RefSeq names its product zinc finger protein 782-like. Gene Ontology annotation, biological process: regulation of transcription by RNA polymerase II. Gene Ontology annotation, molecular function: DNA-binding transcription factor activity, RNA polymerase II-specific; RNA polymerase II cis-regulatory region sequence-specific DNA binding. The record is from RefSeq and is a predicted model, not a curated record. Bases 116 to 793 code for a protein of 225 amino acids. The transcript is spliced from 2 exons. NCBI's taxonomy places the organism in Eukaryota, Metazoa, Chordata, Leptocardii, Amphioxiformes, Branchiostomatidae.
CUUUGACCCAUAUUAUGUAUCCCCACCCCGAUAAUAUAUAAGACGGAAGGACAAAGCUCAAGCUGCCAGAAUCGUCGUCCCACUUUACGUGUAGAAGCACAGUGUCUUAUUUAACAUGGCGACUCCGGCUGUAUCUCAUCUGGAGAAAGAGAAGGGAAGUAAUGGACGUGGAGAGGAUCUUCCGCGUACACACAAGUGUGGCGAGUGCGGCAAGGAGUUUCGUCGACUGAGUAAUUUAAAGAUACACAUGCGUUCUUACACUGGCGAGAAACCGUUUAGAUGUGAGGAGUGCGGCAAACAGUUUAGUCAGCUGGGUAAUCUGAAGAGACAUAUGAGAACCCACACCGGUGAGAGACCUUAUAAGUGUGAUAAGUGUAGCAAACAGUUUAGUGACCAGGGCAGUAUGAAGAGUCAUAUGAGGACUCAUACUGAUGAGAAACCAUUCAAAUGUGAGGAGUGCGGCAGACAGUUCAGUCAGCUAGAUCAUGUUAAGAAGCAUAUACGGACUCACACCGGAGAGAAGCCCUAUAAGUGCGAAAAAUGCAGCAAACAGUUCAGUCAGCUGUGUAAUUUGAAGAGACACACGCGGACACAUACCGGUGAGAAGCCCUAUAGGUGCGAUGAAUGCAGCAAACAGUUUAGUGUGAUGUGUAAUCUGAAGAAGCAUAUGCGGACUCACACUGGUGAGAAACCCUACCUGUGUAAAGAAUGCAGUAGGAGCUUCCGUACCUCAAGUCAUCUCCGGAGCCACAUGCGAACCCACAGUGAGAGAAGUUCACAGCUACCGAUGUGAAGGUUUUAGGCAUCAGGAGGAGAAGUAGCACAAAGGCAGCUUGACAACGAGAAGCCACGAAAAUUAUUUGCUCGUAUAUAUAUAUAUAUAUAUAUAUAUAUAUAU